This is a messenger RNA of Eucalyptus grandis, 1707 nucleotides long. Its product is annotated as cytochrome P450 716B1. The transcript has 4 exons. NCBI's taxonomy places the organism in Eukaryota, Viridiplantae, Streptophyta, Magnoliopsida, Myrtales, Myrtaceae. Gene Ontology annotation, molecular function: oxidoreductase activity, acting on paired donors, with incorporation or reduction of molecular oxygen; monooxygenase activity; heme binding. Bases 102 to 1565 code for a protein of 487 amino acids. Gene Ontology annotation, biological process: sterol metabolic process. The record is from RefSeq and is a predicted model, not a curated record.
GCCCGUUCCAGAAGGAAUCUACCACCUAAAGUGCUAGUUCAGAAACAGACAAAAAUAGAGAGCCAUAACUCUUGCUUUCCCCUCAUCACACACACACACACAUGCCCACACCCACAACAAUGAACAUUUCGAUCACCCUUCUUCUCUUUCUUCUACCAGUUCUCUUUUUAUUAAGCUGGAGAAGAAGAGGUUCAUCAAGAAAGCUACCUCCAGGUUCUUUGGGAAUUCCCAUUAUAGGCCAAAGCCUUGACCUGCUGCGAGCCAUGAGGACAAACACGGGAGAAGAAUGGCUCCAAGAAAGAGUGAGGAAGUAUGGACCAAUCUCGAAGCUCUCUCUCUUCGGCAAACCGACCGUGUUCAUUCAUGGGCAAGCAGCGAACAAGCUUGUAUUCUCUGGAGACAGCAGCAAGAUAGCCAACAAACAAACAGCAUCCCUCCGCGCUAUUCUAGGAGACCGCAAUCUGCUGGAACUCAGUGGCCAAGAUCACAAACGCGUGAGAGACUCUCUGGUGUUGUUCUUGCGACCAGAAUCUCUGAAGCAGUACGUGGCGAAAAUGGAUGAAGAAGUCAGAAAGCAUAUCGAGUUGCACUGGCGGGGCAAGGAAAAAGUUGCGGCAUUGCCCCUGAUGAAAAACCUUACAUUCAACAUCAUAUGCUCUCUUCUCUUUGGUAUGGAGGAAAGAGCUGAAAAAGAAAAAUUCUUGCAAAAUUUUCAAGAAAUGAUAGAGGGAAUGUGGUCGAUACCAAUAAAGCUGCCGUUCACUCGCUACAGUAGGAGCCUCCGUGCAAGCUCCAGGGUCCAAGAUCUGUUGAAGGAACUUGUACAAGAGAAGAAAGUGAAACUAGAGCAGCGUACUGCCACUCCUCAACAAGACUUGAUCACAUGCCUGUUAAGUAAGCGCGAUGAAGAAAAUAAACGAGUUGUGACUGACAAGGAAAUUUUGCACAAUAUCAUGCUAGUCAUGGUUGCAGGACAUGAUACCUCAUCCGUUCUUAUGACUUUUAUGCUGCGUCUUCUAUCUAAGAAUCCUGCUGUUUAUAAAGCAGUUCUUCAAGCCUCCUUUGCUUUUGCUGAACAAGAGGAGAUAGCAGAAAGCAAGACUUCAGGAGAACCUUUAACUUGGGAAGACCUUGCCAUGAUGAAGUACACAUGGAGAGUAGCAAUGGAAACUCUGAGGAUGGUUCCACCUGUUUUUGCUGGCUUCAGGGUAGCCUUAAAGGAUAUUGACUAUGGUGGAUACCUCAUUCCAAAAGGCUGGCAAAUCUUCUGGGCAUCAAGCAUGACACACAUGGAUGAGAACAUAUUCCCGGAGCCAUCAAAGUUUGAUCCUGCUAGAUUUGAAAACCAGACGUCAGUACCACCCUACACCUUUGUUGCUUUCGGAGGAGGGCCUCGCAUAUGCCCAGGACAUGAAUUUGCAAGGAUCGAAACCCUUGUUGCCAUCCAUUAUCUGGUCACUCAGUACUCUUGGGAGUUAUGUUCAGAUGAUCAUUACAUUAGGGACCCUGUGCCAAUACCUACUCAAGGACUACUGCUCCGGAUUGUGCCAAAGAAAGAGAAAUGAUCUUUCCUUGACUAUCCAGGACUUCCACUAUGCCAGCUUUUCAGGACUUAGCUACAUCAAACAUCCUGAUUGGUGGAUAAAAGUUGAAGCACCAUUAACCCAAUAAAGAAGCCAGUGCGAGAAACUCUUCUGGACAACAUAA